AUCAGAGCGCACUGGGUGACCAACGAGGGAGGGGCUUUGUGUUAGAUGCUGCAUGUAGGCGGCUGCUGGGUGUACUGAAGCACCGGACAAAAAGACAAGCUCUCACUGACACCGCUGUGCUCUGAGCAGCAAGCAAUUUCUGCAUUUUCGGAGAUACAUCUAAGGCUGCACUACGAUAGAAUGCAAACUGGAUGAGAUGGCAUGCGUUGGCGCGACGCUGAACUAUGACUGCCGCACCUGCAAGAGGUCUAAAUUUAUACAGGUGUGUUACCUGUAGCUCCCAACGACAGGAGGUCGGUUUUGCGGUGUCACUUUUGGACUCUCGGCGGAACAGUUUACACGUCGGUUUCUCUCACUCAGCGACUUGCUGAUGUGUUAAGCAAAUGGAAAGCAAUGGUGACGAGGACAGCCGCGCGUGCAUCUCCGUAUCCGCACCUCACCGGGGAUUGCAACGGUGUCUUAUUUUGAACCCGCUGUCAACCUGAGAAGGAAGGUGUAUUCAGCUCAAUUCAAGGGGGACCGGGGAGAGCUUUCAAGCCGCUUCCUGGUCUAUCAGAAAAGCUUAUAAUUUUCAAGCAUAAAAAUAGUUACAGUAUAUUUCGGCUGGGGUUUCUUCAUGAAGAAUUGACGCAGAGUGGCUACAGUAACGGAGUAUAACGGAGAGGCUCCUGUAUACAGCCGAAUUAAGCACGAUGGCUGUGGUCCGACUGGAAACAGAGGACCACCAGGAGAACGGCUUUGUGUCAUCCGAACCGGCUUUUCCGAGGCAGCUAUCGCAGAUCGACGGCUCGGUGUUGCCAUUUCUCGGAGGAUUCGGGAGGUACCAGAAGCAGUUCAUUUUGCUGACGUGGAUCCCGGCUUUAUUUAUUGGAUUUAGCCAGUUCUCUGAUUAUUUUCUACUAGGUCAGCCAAAUAACACAUGCGUGCACCCGCCCGUCACCCAUGGGAAUUGGACAGGAAGUUCCUUGUCGUUAAACGCUACAAAUGGAAGCGCACCUGUGCCGUAUUUUUACAGCGAUGACACUCAGGGUGAAACCAAUGAUACCCUUUGCACGUGCAAGGAAUGGAAUUUCGAGCUGCAGACGGGACUGAAAGAAAAUGUGGUUACCAAGUGGCACUUGGUAUGCGAUUCCUCGUGGAAAGUUCACAUAGCAAAAUUCUCCCUCCUGGUGGGGUCCAUUUUUGGAUACUUGGUGAUGGGGGUUCUGGCCGACUGGUUUGGACGCCACCCCGUGCUCAUCGUCUCGGUGCUGUUCAUGCUGGUGUUCGGGCUGUCCGUGGCCUUCUCCGUCAACGCCCCCAUGUUCAGCACCCUGCGCUUCUUCGAGGGGUUCUGCCUGUCUGGGAUCACGCUUUCCCUGUAUGUACUGAGGAUCGAGCUGUGCCUGCCAGGUUGGCGGUUCUCCAUGACGAUGGUGGCGAACUUUGUGGUGAUGGGCGGGCAGCUCCUGAUGCCCGGGCUGGCGUCGCUGUGCAGAGACUGGCAGGUGCUGCAGGUCGUCAUCAUCUGCCCCUUCAUCCUCAUGCUGUCCUACGUCUGGGUUUUUCCGGAAUCCCUACGUUGGCUUCUGUCCACUCAGCACUACGGCAGGUCCAAGGGGCUCAUGCACCAAAUCGCCCGAAAGAACGGUGUGGACGUCGAGCUGGACCCCAGCGGAAUCCUGUCAGAGCUGGAGAGGGAGCUGGAGAAGCGCCCGGAGAAGGCCUGCAUCGUGACCAUCGUGAGGACGCGGAACCUGUGGAAGAACAUCGUGGUCCUGUGCGUGAACUCACUGGCAGGGUACGGUAUCCACCACUGUUUUGCGCGCAGCAUGAUGGACCCGGAGUCCAAAGACACCACCAUGUUCCACAGCUUCUACGCCGACUACUACACCAUGGUGGGCGUCGCCGUGGCGUCCUGCCUGGCCCUGUGCCCGGCCGUGGGGUACAUGGGGCGCCGGGGGGGGCUGCUCCUGUUCAUGAUCAUCACCGCCCUGGCAUCCCUGCUGCAGCUGGGCCUGCUCAACCUAAUUGGGAAGUACAGCCUGCGUCACGACACAGUGCUGAGGGACUCACUGAAUAAGAAGUUCUCGGUGGCGUUCUCCAUCAUCGGGAUGUUCUCCUCCCACGCAGUCAGCAACCUCAGCAUCUUCUUCUGCGCAGAGAUCACGCCCACCGUCAUCAGGGGCGGGGGUCUGGGCCUGGUGCUGGCCAGCGCGGGUUUCGGGAUGCUGACGGCGCCCAUCAUGGAGCUGCACAACCAGAAGGGCUACUUCCUGCACCACGUGAUCUUCGCCUGCUGCACGCUCAUCUGCAUCAUCUGCAUCCUGCUGCUGCCGGAGACGCGCUUCCAGCCGCUGCCCGAGACCGUCGGCGACGGCGAGACCUUCACCCGCCAGCCGCUGCUGCCGCCCAGGAAGCCGGGCGAGCAGCACCUGCUGCUCACCAAGCCCGAGACGCGGGACUACUCGCGCGUGCAGGACACGCCCGUGCACCAGGCCGCCGCCAUCGUCGCCACCGCCGCCGCCGCCGCCUCCGCCUCCGCCUCCGCCGCCCAGGCCUCGGAGAACAGCACCGCCAACGGCGUCCGGGCGUCCUGAUCGCGGGCCCCCCCCCGCGGGCC
Molecule: messenger RNA, 2602 nt
Organism: Anguilla anguilla (European eel)
Lineage: Eukaryota; Metazoa; Chordata; Actinopteri; Anguilliformes; Anguillidae
Gene: slc22a23b
Product: solute carrier family 22 member 23
Exons: 10
Coding region: 693-2579 (628 amino acids)
Biological process (GO): transmembrane transport
Cellular component (GO): membrane
Molecular function (GO): transmembrane transporter activity
Source: RefSeq, a predicted model, not a curated record